This is a messenger RNA of Diuraphis noxia (Russian wheat aphid), 3286 nucleotides long. It is a transcript of the gene mor, whose product is annotated as SWI/SNF- related protein mor. Gene Ontology annotation, cellular component: synapse. NCBI's taxonomy places the organism in Eukaryota, Metazoa, Arthropoda, Insecta, Hemiptera, Aphididae. Gene Ontology annotation, biological process: cell projection morphogenesis. Gene Ontology annotation, molecular function: protein binding. The record is from RefSeq and is a predicted model, not a curated record.
UUUUUGUUAUUGUUUCUCGCUUGCCGUGUUCACCGGGUCUUGAGGUGUUAGAUAUAAUCGCCCGAAGUUUUGCCGAAAGCUCGUUUUUGAGUUUUUCGACAGACCGGCCCUAAUUUGUUGUCCGAUCGUCAGAUAAUCAACGCUACGAUGUUGGCCUUGGGUCCAAAAAAGGACGGCAGUCCGAACGUGAAGUUUUUCGAAUCUCCUGAAACGCUGAACAUGUUGGAGGGCGUUAGGACGUGGCUAAUGAAAAAUCAUAAAAAGUACCUUCAAGCGGAUCCACCGACCAACAAGACACUUGCAGCCCUGGUGUUGCAGCUCAUUCAAUUCCAGGAAGACAAUCUCGGCAAAAAUGUCAGCAAACCACCACUCACUCGCUUGCCUAUGCGCUGUUUUUUGGACUUCAAACCUGGAGGUGCUCUAUGCCAUUUGUUAGCUACUGUGUACAAGUUUAAAGUGGAACAGGGGUGGCGAAGAUUCGAUUUCCAGGUCAGUAAGAGUCCUUCUAGAAUGGACAGAAGUAUUGAAAUGUUUAUGAACGUCGAAAAGGCCUUAAUUCAGGCUAAAUGUCUUUCUAUGCCAGUUAUACUUAUUCAUCCAGAUGUUGAUAAAAUAGUACAAAACCGCAUAAAAGAUAUCAUAAAAAGGCAUCAAGGAACACUCACUGAAAACGAACAAGAAGCUACCCAUAUCUUAUUUCCGGUUGUGGAUCCAUUGGAUGAAGAAUAUGCUCGACCCGUGUACAAAAAUAAAGAACGCUGGAUACAAAUGCACUGGUAUUAUUUUCCUGAUUCUCAUGAUUCAUGGGUAACUACUGAAUUACCAGUUGAACCUCCUGAAGUGUUAUAUGGCAGUCAACCACCAACUCCUUGGAGGGUCACAGCAUCUUGGGUCUUAGAUUUAGAUACUUAUAAUGAAUGGAUGAAUGAAGAAGAUUAUGAAGUUGAUGAAACUGGCAAAAAAAAAGUUCAUAAAUUGCGUCUCUCAGUUGAAGAUUUCAUGAGUAAUGAUCCAUCUGGAGGUAAGAAAAAACCUAAAAGGAAACGAACUCCAUCACCGCCCUCAAAACCAAAUAAACGUAAAAGUGGGCGUGGAGGUUCUGUGAUGAGUGUUAAGAAAAAUAAAGUUGACGAUGACAGUGAUGAUCUAACAAGAGAUCUUGAAGAUCCAAUUUCAGAACCCAAUAUUUCUGAAGUUAAUUUAAAUAUAUCUCAAAUAAAAACUGGAUCAUCUUCAUCAAAGAAGGAUAGUGAUUCUCAGCCAAUUAGAAGUGGUACUCUUAUGGAUUUAGAUGAAGAUCUAGAUAAAAGUGAAGAUAAUAAAAACUUUGAUAGUAAUACUCAAGAUGGUACAAGUUGUCCUGCUUCUGGAGUAUCUAGUACAGGAGGGCCUUUAUCAAUUAUAAAAGAAGAAGGACCAGAAGAUAAUGCUACUGAACAAAUGCAUCAUAUUGUUAUACCAAGUUAUGCUGCAUGGUUUGAUUAUAAUUCAAUUCAUACAGUUGAGAAACGAGCAUUACCAGAGUUUUUCAAUAACAAGAAUAAAUCGAAAACCCCUGAAAUAUACUUAGCGUAUCGAAAUUUCAUGAUUGAUACAUAUAGACUUAAUCCAACUGAAUACAUGACGAGUACCGCAGCUAGACGUAAUUUAGCUGGUGAUGUUUGUGCAAUUAUGAGAGUUCAUGCUUUUUUGGAACAAUGGGGUCUAAUUAACUAUCAAGUUGAUGCCGAUAGUAGACCAACUGCAAUGGGUCCACCACCAACAUCUCAUUUUCAUAUUCUAUCUGAUACUCCAUCUGGUCUACAACCUGUUAAUCCUCCUAGAACUCAACAACCUUCAGCUGCUAAAACACUUUUAGAUUUAGAGAAAAAGCCUGUAAUAGCAGAUAAAGAUGCAGGUCAUCAUCCAGAACCAUUAUCUGGUUUUGGACUUAAAUUAGAUCAAUAUGCCAAAAAACCUGGUUUAUUAAGAAAUAAAACAGCUGCUGGAAUGACAAGAGAUUGGACUGAACAAGAAACUUUAUUAUUACUUGAAGGAUUAGAAAUGUAUAAGGAUGAUUGGAACAAAGUUUGUGAACAUGUUGGCACAAGAACUCAAGAUGAAUGUAUACUGCACUUUCUUCGUUUACCCAUAGAAGAUCCGUACUUAGAAGAUUUUGAAACUGGUGGUGCUUUGGGUCCUUUGUCUUAUCAACCAAUUCCAUUUAGUAAAUCUGGUAAUCCUAUUAUGUCUACUGUUGCCUUUUUAGCCUCUGUAGUAGAUCCUAGAGUUGCUGCUGCAGCAGCUAAAGCUGCUAUGGAAGAAUUUGCUGCUAUUCGAGAUGAAGUACCUUCAGCAUUGAUGGAUGCUCAUGUUAAAAACAUCGAAGCAGCCACUACUGAUGGAAAAUAUGAUCCAGCUGUUGGACUUUUACAGAGUGGUAUUGCAGGCACUUUCCCAGAAAAAGAAGAAGAAAACGAAAAAGAAAAGAAGGAACCAGAAGAUGUCAAAGAUCCAUCAUUGACAACAGAUAAUGACAAAUCUAUUCGAACUGAUAAAGAAGUAGUCUCUGAUAAAGAUAAAGAGCAACCUAUGGAUGUUGACAAAAAACCAUGCGAAGAAACUACAGCUAGUACACAGUCCACUACUGUUAAUCGUACUGCGGAAGAAGAACCUGAACGAAUAGUUAAGGACUCUGAAGUACAAGCUGCUGCUGCUGCAGCUUUAGCCGCGGCUGCCGUCAAGGCAAAACAUUUAGCAGCUGUAGAGGAACGAAAAAUAAAAUCUCUUGUUGCAUUAUUAGUAGAGACUCAAAUGAAAAAACUAGAGAUAAAGCUAAGACACUUUGAGGAACUAGAAACAACUAUGGAAAGGGAACGUGAAGGGUUAGAAUAUCAGAGACAACAGUUGAUACAAGAGCGACAACAAUUUCACUUAGAGCAACUAAAAGCUGCCGAAUUCAGAGCCCGCCAACAGGCUCAUCAUAGACUACAAGCUGCUGGUGUUCCUCCCCCAGUCCCUAACCCAGAACAUGUUGCUCCUGCAUCACCCGCACCUCCAAUGGCCACAUAAAAUAUGCAUUUCCAGAAUUACAAAUCCUUAUAAUGUAUAUUAUCAUAAGUGACCCGUUUGAAUUCUGGAUUAGUCGGCAAUUAUUUAAAAUCAAUUCUGUAAGUACUUUUGUAUUCACUUGUAAAUAUUUAGUUAUUUAUAUGGUCUUACUGUAAUAGUUGUUUUAAUUAGUAUGUAUUAAUGUAUUAUUAAAUGUAUUCUAGAUAAUAAUAGGUGCAUAUAAAUAUAUUGACUU